Messenger RNA from Tilletiaria anomala UBC 951, 1312 nucleotides. Its product is annotated as glycoside hydrolase family 30 protein. The record is from RefSeq and is a predicted model, not a curated record. NCBI's taxonomy places the organism in Eukaryota, Fungi, Basidiomycota, Exobasidiomycetes, Georgefischeriales, Tilletiariaceae. The transcript has 5 exons. Bases 182 to 976 code for a protein of 264 amino acids.
CCAGGAUUGAAGCGGUCUGGUCUUCGAGAUAUGACAAGGAAUCAUGGGUGGCAGUCGUCACGACCCACGAUGAUAGCGCCAGUCUGACCUUUCAGAGUUCCUCCGACAGGCCUUCGGACGCACCGGCUUCCAAUGUCGCCCCUGAUGAGCUUCCGAUCAGCUCGGCAAUGUGGCACUUAAAAUGAGAAGAGCACUAACGUUCUUAUACCUGGGAGCAAGCAACCAGUGUUGGCAAAAAAUUGAAGGCUGGGGUAUGGCCAACGCGGAUCCGACGUCGAUCGUGCUGCAAGAGCCUCGCUCCAAGAACGCGAGCACGUACUUUGAGGUUCUGGUCAUGCUGUUCGACCCGUCGAAGGACCCGACGUCGCUGCACGGCGGCAUGGUCAAGCCCGUGUACUACGCCGUGUAUGCAAAGUACCUGGCGAAAACGCUGAUAGCGCUGUGCAAGGUGGGCAUCAGAGCGUACCAGCUGUCGACCCAGGAGGAGCCGAACUACGGGCCGGCCAAGUGCGCCGGCACGAUGAUCAACGCUGAGGUUGAGGCGGACAUUGGCGAUCUGGUGCGACCACAGUUCGACCAGAACGACUUACACGAUACAGGUCUGCUCGUGCUGGUCCACAAGUGGGGCUCGAAGAUCUACGCGAUUGACUUCCUCAAUCACAGCCAGUCGUUCGCCAUUGUCAUUCGCUUUACCGAGUGCACGAGGUUCAUGCAGUACUUCCACGAGCCGUGGCCCAAGACGCGCGGUCAGGUGCUGAUCACGAGCACGAUCAACUACCGAAUGCAGAACGUGAUCCUGGAACGCGACGCUGCGUGCGGACGAGAACCAGUUCACGGGCCUGACGCUGCCCAACGCCUACACAACUGCCUAGCGUCGGUGCUGGUGCAUGCCGACGGGUCGUACAUGCUCACUUCAACCUUUGCGACGAUCGCGCAUGGCUCCCUCGCCACGGGGCUGCGCGACAUGGAGAUGUAGGUCGUCAAGAUGCGCAUCAAUUCCACUGCCGGUGAGCCGCUUGCACACUACGUUCUUGUUAUGUGCCAGUCGAUGUCUGUACGUGCGAGCUGACUGAUAGGCGGUGUGCUACGUAUUGUACGACCGCCCACGCAUCCGUCUUUGCACUGCCAUGGUCAAUCAAAAUGGCGCGAAAAACGCACGAGACGAAAGAAGGGCACGUGGCCACAGGAGAAGAGUCACCUUUGAAGGAGCUGAAUGGCUUCUGCGGCCUUCUGGCUAAGUGGUUGAAGUCCAUUCGUUGUUGCACGUUUCCAUCUUGUAACUAUGCUAUUUUAAAACUUUUCUGUCUCUAGC